This is a messenger RNA of Lodderomyces parapsilosis, 2277 nucleotides long. RefSeq names its product formin-binding protein (gene HOF1). Gene Ontology annotation, cellular component: cytoplasmic side of plasma membrane; cell division site; mitotic actomyosin contractile ring, proximal layer. Lineage: Eukaryota; Fungi; Ascomycota; Pichiomycetes; Serinales; Debaryomycetaceae. The coding region runs from base 1 to 2277 and encodes 758 amino acids. The record is from RefSeq and is a predicted model, not a curated record. Gene Ontology annotation, molecular function: phospholipid binding; protein binding. The transcript has a single exon. Gene Ontology annotation, biological process: cytoskeleton organization.
AUGAGGUUACAAGACACAACCACCCCCCCUGAUUACCCAGAUUUUGUCAACAACUUUUGGGGGUCUUCCCCGGAGGCAAGCUUUGACAUAAUAACAACAAGAAUAAAAGAUGCGUUAUCAACCCUUGAUGAACUCAUACAAUUUUACCAUGAAAAAGUCAAUAUUGAAAGAGAUUACACUAGACGAUUGGAAAAACUAUCGUCAAAAUUCCCAUUGGGUACCCAUGAAACAGGCUCAAUGAAAAAAUCACUCGACAAGUUGCAUAUCGAAAAUCAGUUUAUGAUUGAUUGUAAUACCAAAUUCAUAAAGUCUUUAAUGGAAUCCAAUUUGGACAAGUUGGAAAAAUUUCACAGCUUGUAUGUCAAGAAAGUGGACAAGUUGAAACAUCACAUGAACAAAGUAAUACUAAGGCGAGCUUCAGCAUUGAAAGACUUGCAUCACUAUAAAGACAAGUAUCAAGAAGAGUGCAGAGCCUACAAGUCUCUCAAGUUGUCGCUCCAAACAACUUGGGGCAAAGAAUUGGAAAAGAAUGAGAGCAAGUACCAUAAAUUGACAUCCUCAAUAAAUCAAACAGUUAAACAUUAUCAAUACUCCAUACAAGUCUACAAAGAUAUCAAUGACAUUUACCAAAAGGAUUGGACAAUCUCCAUAAACGAUUUUUACAAAUUAGAGAUUGAACGAAUCCAGGUUAUGAAAAUCAAUUGUUUCACAUAUUGUAAUAACAUAGCUACCUUGUGUGUUGACCUAGAUCAGUCGGUGGAUUUGGCAAGAUCAACAUUUGCUUUGGUGCAGCCACAAACGGAUAUACAAGAAUUUAGUAAUAAUUAUGGUACAGGCAACAGAGUGUAUGAUGAUCCACCAUUUGUUGAUUACAUGACUGGAUGUGACGAGCCCACCAUUGGCUACAAAAUACUGAACUUACAUAAUCCUGAUCACAAUGAAAUACUAUCGCGAACGUAUUCCACUUACUCGUCUUCGUCAAACAAGACUGCGGGGACCAUACCAUCGUCUCAUGCUGAUCAGUACUAUGGUCGUGAAUCGUCUACACCACAGUACUCGCCUGUUAAGGAUACUCGGACAGCUCACCCCCAUGAAAUGACGCCAACUCCGAAAAGUAAGCUAUACAAUGAUAAUUCCAAAGAACUACCUCCAAUAUCCAAUGGUCAUCACAAUAUGACACCAACCCCGAGGGCAAAAUUAUUCACCACGACUCCUGCCAAGGACCUUCCACCGAUAUCUAAUGGACAUGUUGAAAUGACACCGACAUCAAAAGCUAACUUAUUCAACAACUCACCCCAUAAGUCACUUGCCCCACCAACGACGACAAAUACAUCUCCAUCUAAUUUAUCACCAUACAAACACCAGCAACAACAACAACACCAGCAACAUCAAACACCUCUGAGGAAACCACCAGUGGAUUUGUUAUCUCACAAGACACAUUCAACAAUUAGCUCCAACCCAGAAAAUGACUUGUUUUCAGUUAAAAAUGACCCUUUGGCCAAUAGUCAAGGAUCAUCAAACUAUAGUUCUGAACGAAACUGGGCAUCACCAAGGAGAAAAGAGAAACAAUUACAAGAGAUGCAGGAACAAAUUACACGAAGAGCCACUAAUGAAUUUAAUAAGCGUCAUCAUCAUCCACAAUUGAAUGAAGCACCAAAACUGCAGGGCAAAGUGCCAAUAAUGAAAGAUUUUUCAAUUGACUUCAUUGCCAAGGCUCUAGAAGAUUUAAACUCAGGCGGAGAUGGAGAUGUUAAUCAAUUUAGAAGGUCAGUUAGAAGUAAUGGUUCAAGUCCAGUUAAGCCAAGGCCCAAAUCAGACUAUAUUGAUGAUCAUGAUGAAGUUGCUCAACGAUACGAUUCGAUAAAUUUUUCACGUCCAAAGUCAAUGAUUGAUGUUGUUGAAAAACCAAAGUAUCAAACUCAUCCACCACCACAACAACCGCAACAACAACAAUCAUCAUCGUCAUCAUCAGCUUACGACCAAUAUAAGUACCGUGGUUUGCCCAAAUCUCCCAAAACCAACACCAAACCACAUACUCCAUUUAUGCUACAGCCUAAAAUCACUCCUGUUAAUCACAAGACAUACGUAAGUAAAGCAACAGCAAGAUAUUCUUUCAAGCCACAAGAAGAUGGCGAGUUGUAUUUCCGCAAGGGAUGGCAAAUGUACAUCAUUCAUAAACAAGAAGAUAGUUGGUAUGUUUGUGAAUUGGGUCCAAAUUGUGAUGAAUAUAAUGGGAAGAUUGGGUUGGUCCCAGGUAACUAUAUCAUUGAACAUUGA